Molecule: messenger RNA, 1891 nt
Organism: Thlaspi arvense
Lineage: Eukaryota; Viridiplantae; Streptophyta; Magnoliopsida; Brassicales; Brassicaceae
Source: the annotation of a GenBank genome assembly
AUGGCUCAUGCCUGCGUCUCCACAUCGGCUUCUUCUCUCAGGUUUACAGCUGGAUUCGUCUCCGCGAGUCCCAAUGGCUCCUAUUUCGAUUCUCCGAAGCUUUCUCACCCUUUCGAUCCCCUACGUUCAAAGUGUAUUCCGUUUAGGUAUAUAAACUGUGACGAAGAUGGUGGGAAAGUGGUUCAAGUGUUGAUGAUCAGCUCAUCCAGUAGACCGGGACUUUUGUUUCCCAAGGGAGGAUGGGAGAAUGAUGAGACAGUCAAAGAGGAUGCAAGCAGUGGAAGAAGCAGGAGUCCGUGGGGUUUUAAUGGUAAAACCAUUUCACACACCACGUAUCCCAUUGCUGUUAUUGUUAGCAACCUUGGUGCUGAAUGUGUUAAAAACGGGACUUUGCAGGAUUUCCUUGGAGAUUAUGAUUUCAAGAGAAAAACGCACCAAGAUGAGUGUAGCCCAGAAGGUCUAGAGACGAGACAAGCCGAGGCUUCUCGCAUCAGAGAGAAGUACCCAGACAGAAUCCCAGUGAUUGUAGAGAAGGCUGAGAAAAGCGAUGCCCCCGUUAUCGACAAGAAAAACUCAAGUUUGACUUAUGUUAUGGUGAAUACAAGUUUUGUUUCAAAUGCAAGUCCCUUCUUCGCCCUAUUUUCCUGCGUAUGCUCAAGGAGAAGGACCGCCCCUUUUUUGCAAGAGCGUUUCCAGAGUAUUAUUAGCCAGCUCUUCCAAUAUAGGAUUAUUCACUGUGGCGGUGAUGUGGAUGAUGUUAUGGCAAACAUAAUUGUAGCUCAGCUUCUGUUCCUUGAUGCUUUUAACCCUACCAAGGCAAAUGAAAUGCUGCAUCACAAGGCAAACCUAAAUGGUUACCUCGCAUACCAGACGGGUCAAAGCUUGGAGAAGAUAAACCAGGACGUAUUCACAAGAGACUACUUGUCGUUGAAGUCGAAAAGAGAAUUAUGCAGUACCAGAGCUACAUUGAACAAGGACGUGAUAAGGAUGCAAAGACCGUAUUUGGUUUGCUAUUAUACAGCCUUGAACGUUUAUAUUGGGUUGUUCAGAAGCCUGCAAAAGGCGGCGAGUGGGUUUUGAACCUAUGCAGUCUGUCACGCUUUGACAAGCAAUAUAUCUCAGACCUACUUUCUCUACAAAUCUUAGCAUCUACUCUAAUGGUAAAAACCGCUUCUAUCCGUUAAAAAUUCUCUGAGCUUUGGCUACCUCGUAGAAACUUCUUUGUUUGAUGAUUUUAGGUUUUUCUUCUCGGAUUCUCUUUCUGGUUUACGAUAUUGAGCUAUUGAUUUGUUAAAUGAUCUGAGAUUCUCGACAAAUCAAAGUUCUUAAUAAUUCUUAGAUUUCCGUAUAAAAACAGCAUUUUUUCUUUUCUUUUUGAGGUUAACAGUAAGAACAGCUUCUCUUAAUCCUUCAUGUGUUCGCUUAAUCUUGUAUUUGCCGAUGAUUUAUGCACAACGUUGAGGUUUUUUUCCCCCAAAUUGAGUUUUCCUGUAAUCUUUAGAGGAUCUUACUUAUUGAUAAUUCAAAUGAAGCAUAUCGAUUUUAAUUACCUGAGAAUGGCCAAUUGUUUGUGAGAUUGUGAUCAAAGUUCUGUUUUUAACCGAGUUAAUGACGCAUCUUCGUGUGUUGCAGUAAUGAUCUUUUUUGAAUAAAUUAGUGAUGUGGGUUCUCUUGUUUCCGGUAAGUUGGUGAAUCUCUUCACGUUGCACCAUCACCAGUGGUUUUUAUUGGUCAAUAACUAUUGGUUUCUAUUCUUUAUUGAUCUCCAUGAAAUAUAAAACAAAUGAAAGAUAGAAUGAUCAAUAACAUCACAUAUCACAGUUUAUUUCUAUUUUCAGAGCGAAUGUAUUAACAGUGUCUAGCUGAAGCUACAAAUUUCGAAAUUUUUUUG